Molecule: messenger RNA, 615 nt
Organism: Protopterus annectens (West African lungfish)
Lineage: Eukaryota; Metazoa; Chordata; Ceratodontiformes; Protopteridae
Product: variant surface antigen E-like
Exons: 1
Coding region: 1-615 (204 amino acids)
Source: RefSeq, a predicted model, not a curated record
AUGCCAUAUGAAGACUGUGUAGAGCAAAGAGUUAAGCAGAAGCUAAAAAAUCCUCCCACGUUAAAUGAUGGCACUACCAUGGCUAUAAAUCCUCCCACGCUAAAUGAUGGCACUACCAUGGCUGUAAAUCCUACCAUGUUAAAUGAUGGCACUACCAUGGCUGUAAAUCCUCCCACAUUAAAUUAUGGCACUACUAUGGCUGUAAAUCCUCCCAUGUUAAAUGAUGGCACUACCAUGGCUGUAAAUCCUCCCACGCUAAAUGAUGGCACUACCAUGGCUGUAAAUCCUCCCACGUUAAAUGAUGGCACUACCAUGGCUGUAAAUCCUCCCAUAUUAAAUGAUGGCACUACCAUGGCUGUAAAUCCUCCCAUGCUAAAUGAUGGCACUACCAUGGCUGUAAAUCCUCCCACGCUAAAUGAUGGCACUACCAUGACUGUAAAUCCUCCCACGCUAAAUGAUGGCACUACCAUGGCUGUAAAUCCUCCCAUGCUAAAUGAUGGCACUACCAUGGCCGUAAAUCCUCCCAUGCUAAAUGAUGGCACUACCAUGGCUGUAAAUCCUCCCACAUUAAAUGAUGGCAACUACCAUGGCUGUAAAUCCUCCCACGCUAAAUGA